UUAUCUUUGUUAGAAGCCGUUGAGGUUGUUUCUCCCACGCAAUCAGAAUUUCUCCCACGAGCGUAUUCCCGGCAAGACGGGCAUUGGCCACGGCUAUGGCGGCGUUGUUGAGCGUUUCGUGCGCUUUUCUUCUCGCGCUUGCUUUAGGCGCUUCCUACGGCCUGGUUCUCUGGUUGCUCCGUGAGCGUCGCAAAUGCUUCGACGCUUUUCGAGGCACCGGGGUGCCCACAGUGCCGCUUCGAAACAUCAUCAAUGGCAACUCGGACGAGUUCUGGAAGCAGAAUGUCAUCAAAAACAUGGACCAAGCGUGUCAAAAAUACGGCGAUGUCUUCGGCUUCUUUCUAGGUGAUACCCCGAUUAUGGUAGUGAAAGAUCUGGCCAUGAUAAACGAUAUAUUCAUCAAGGACUCAAGCAAGUUUCCCGGCCGCGGGCGCAUGAUGCACAUCUACGAGAUGGACCCUAACGUAGCCAAGUACAUCGUCGUGUCCAAAGGUUCAGUUUGGAAGAGCGCACGAACCUCCAUGUCGAAAUUCUUCACUACAUCGAAGCUGAAAGCGGUGAUGCCUUCGCUACGCCAUGCCCAGGAGGAGUUUAUACGUGUUCUAGGCGAGCAUGCCGACCGUGGAAUCGAGCUGGACAUCAACAGCAUCUGCGAGCGCUUCACAUUCGACAUGAUCAGCAAAGCGGCCUACGGCAUGGACACGAAUGUGCAGAGGAAUCCCAAGUACCCACUGUUUACGAAGGCCCUGGCUUUCAUGCCGAACAUCGCAUCAGGCUUGUUCUACAACCUUGGCCAAAACCUAUACCACUGGGCAUGGAUACCUCGGAUACUCGCCAAGAUAUUGGGCGCCAUGUAUGCUAACCCUAUUUCUGAUAUGGCUAAAAAGAUCGAAGAAAUUAUUGAAUACCGGCGAAAAAAUCCUCAGAGAAACUUACCAGACAUGGCUCAGAUACUGUUAGACGGAGUGCUCAGCAGAGGAGACUCUAGCCUAAAGCAACAUGAAUCCAUGGUUGACGCCACAGCACCACUGCCUCGUGAAACACUAAAUGAACUGACGUCCAACUGUGUGGCGGUCUUUAUUGGAGGGUACGACACUACGCGGCUAGCAUUGACUUACUGGUUUUAUCUGAUGGGAAGGCAUCCUGACAUACAGGAGAAAAUGCGGCAAGAAGUUCUUGAAGCAUUCAAAAAAGAAGGAGAUCACCUAUCAUUGCAAACUAUUACGACACUUCCUUAUACGAACCAAGUAAUUUCUGAGACCAUGCGGCUCUAUCCAACAUCAACCACGUUUACAUCUCGGUGUGCGGAAGAAGACUAUCAAUGUGGGAAUUAUCUCAUUAAGAAAGGAACGUCGGUUGUAGUGCCUACGUAUCUGCUGCAUCGUGAUCCGAGAUACUGGCACGAACCGGAAAAGUUUGUCCCAGAAAGGUUCAGUCCAGAAAAUAAACACUUUGUCAACCCAACUGCGUACCAACCGUUCGGUCUGGGCCCCCGGAUAUGCAUCGGAAUGCGUCUGGCACUUCUCGAGCUAGCCUCGGCUACUGCUGAGGUGCUUCGCCACUAUCGCAUUACCAUGGGCACCAGUCAGAAGCACGACCUUGAGCUGGACACAUGCUCCUUCCUGAUCGUUCCUAAAGAGAGUGUGCGAAUUCAUGUGCAGAGACUCAAAGGCACGAAGUAAAUCUUAAAGUGGCACUUGAUCGGAAUGCAUGUUACUCUAUCGGCAGAAAACAUUAGUACAAAAUAAAAAAGUAGUGUUCUUCACACAUAUUCUAUCAGUAAAUCCAUGUAAGGCAAAAAAGGUGCCGCAACUGCUUGGUAAUAUUCGACGAAACACGUCAACGAGACGCUCGAAUGCGAGUAAAAAAAUAUUUUCGUG
This is a messenger RNA of Dermacentor albipictus, 1880 nucleotides long. Its product is annotated as cytochrome P450 3A6-like. NCBI's taxonomy places the organism in Eukaryota, Metazoa, Arthropoda, Arachnida, Ixodida, Ixodidae. The record is from RefSeq and is a predicted model, not a curated record. Gene Ontology annotation, molecular function: iron ion binding; oxidoreductase activity, acting on paired donors, with incorporation or reduction of molecular oxygen; monooxygenase activity.